Messenger RNA from Apiotrichum porosum, 1944 nucleotides. RefSeq lists its product as uncharacterized. The transcript has 6 exons. The coding region runs from base 1 to 1944 and encodes 647 amino acids. The record is from RefSeq and is a predicted model, not a curated record. NCBI's taxonomy places the organism in Eukaryota, Fungi, Basidiomycota, Tremellomycetes, Trichosporonales, Trichosporonaceae.
AUGGGACAAAAGCGAUAUUUCCACCACGCGCUGCCGCCCCUCCCUAACCAGGAGUACCCUCGAGCCAUUCCAGAGAAGCAGCCUACGUGGGGGUACUACAUCGCUGCCGUCGUGGUGUACUCGGUGUGGGCCAUCACGCCGCUGUCCUUUGCUUAUCUGACAUGGUACGGCUACUCGUCUUGGUACGCCCCCACCAACCUCACGGGCCCCAAGGGCUACCUUUUCACCCCGCUAGCCGGGUACGCCUGCCUCGAAGUCCUAUUCUCCAUCUACUAUGCCUACCUUGCGCGGUCGGUGCAGCCGGCCUCGCCCGCUAGCAACAUGCGACACGAUGACCUGUCGGACCUGUUCCUCCACGUCGUCCACGCCGGCCUCGCACUCGCCACGCCUGUCUCGAGGACGAGGGCACUGUCGGCACCGGGAAGGUGGGCCGAGGUACGCACCAGUAUCGACGCGUUGCUGGUGUCAAGUGCCAAACAGUCUGAAAAGGAGACGAAUUCCGGUACAUCUACGCCUACGGGGACGGGGAGUACGGGAAUGACCAAGGCGGAACAGACAACGCGUCGUCGCCUCACGCGUCUUGACUCCACCGUGGUCCCGACCUACAACCCGACAGCAGAGGAGGAGGACGAUCCGCUGUUCGACGCCAAUGGCCAACCGCGUGUUCUCGAUGUUGACGACCCCCGCGCGGUUGAGUUUAGAGAGCAACUCCGCACAUGGUUCAACCAUGUCCCAUGGGAGUCCCUCCGUCGCGAUGACCUGCGGACUUGGAUUGCCUGGGCCGCCUUUUCGCUCAAGCUCGAAGAUGUGACCGAACCUAAGAAGGUCCGCUUCCUUGAACGUACUUCCACCAUGCUUGAGGCCCGUACGGGCACAACCUUCCCUCCUGGACGUUCCGAUGUGGAGAUUAUGCGUCUCACUAUCGACCCCGUUCGCGCGUUUGGUCGCCCGUUCAUCAUUUAUCUCAUCUCCAACACAAUUAACACCUGGUUCAAGAACGUACUGUAUCCCUGGCGUGGGGUACAGGUGUGCCGUGUCGGAGACAUCGACUACCUCCUCCGCAUUCCUGAAGGCUGGACGCCUGAGAAGGGCCGACACGAGCCCAACGCGAUGCCCAUCGUCUACCUCCAUGGACUUGGUUUCGGCUUGCUCCAGAACCACCUGUUGCUCAAGCACCUCGUGUCGUCUCUCCCCUCUCACCCUCUCCUCGUCCCUCUGGCCCACCACACCGCCCACGCCAUCUUCAACGACCGCCACCUCAAGCCGUGGACGCGCCCCGAGCUCGUCUCAGCCGUCAAGGAAGCGUGUAUCCGACACGGCUUCUACGACCCCGACUUUGGCGGUGGCGUCUCCAUGAUGAGCCACUCGAACGGAAGUGUCCACCACGGCUGGGUGCUCAAGGACUUUCCCGAGCUUACGAAGCGCAACACUUUCGUGGACCCAGUGGUGUUCAGCCUGUGGGAAGGAGACGUGUGCUACAACUUUUGCUACCGCAAGCCGAGCGAGGCACUCGAGCUGUUGCUCGACUACUUUGUGGCCACCGAAGUCGGUAUCGCAAACUAUAUCCAGCGCCAUUUCAACUGGUGUGACAACACGCUGUUCAUCGAGGAAAUCCCCAACGCGACCGACCCGACCAAGACGGCCUUCUUCCUUGGUGGACAGGACAUCAUUAUCGAUGCAGGGCGCACUCGCCGAUACCUCGAACACAACGGUGUCCGCGACGGCCUGCACUGGGACGCCGACGCAGGCCACGGCGACGGUCUCAUUGGCGAGCCGCGCGACCGCGUCGUCAUGUAUGUCGGCACUGGCUCGACUAAAGGCUGGCAGGGCUGGCUCACGAGGGGCCGUCGGUCGCACUCGCUUGGCAUGGCGGAUCGCCCGCCGACACCUGUUCUGGCCGAGAAUGAUAACAUACGGCGCAGGCAUCUCGCCCCGCCAAGCUGA